Aspergillus piperis CBS 112811 is the source of this 204-nucleotide messenger RNA. RefSeq lists its product as uncharacterized. The annotation marks the transcript as partial. The transcript has 3 exons. The record is from RefSeq and is a predicted model, not a curated record. Lineage: Eukaryota; Fungi; Ascomycota; Eurotiomycetes; Eurotiales; Aspergillaceae.
AUGCAGACGACACUGGGGCGGGAAGCGCCAACGAGCAAGGCCGGUGGCUGUGUCCCUCACCCGCACGCCAAUAAUGCACCGGGGAUCUUCUGCUCCAAUGCGUAUGGGGGUUCUGAAACGGGGUGGUUUCAAAUGACCGAGGAAGGGGAACUCGAUAGGUGGGAUGAGGAGGAGGGAGAAAAGAGGAGGAGAGUGGAUGAAAUG